UCUUCGGUUUCCCGGUCCAGAAGAGCAGUUAAGAUGGAUUUCUCCAAGCUUCCAAAAAUUCGUGAUGAAGACCGAGAGAGCGUAUUCGGCCGCGUCCAUGGAGUCUCCGGACCUGUGGUCACUGCCUGCAACAUGUCGGGUGCCGCUAUGUACGAGCUGGUUCGCGUUGGCCACAGUGAACUCGUGGGAGAGAUUAUCCGGCUGGAGGGGGACAUGGCGACGAUCCAGGUGUACGAAGAAACCUCUGGCGUUUCCGUAGGAGACCCUGUCCUGCGCACCGGCAAACCCCUGUCGGUAGAGCUUGGGCCCGGCAUCAUGGGAGCCAUUUUUGAUGGCAUCCAAAGGCCUCUGACAGACAUCAGCGCUCAAACCCAAAGUAUCUACAUUCCUAGAGGAGUGAAUGUGACGGCUCUCAGCCGAGACAUCAAGUGGGAUUUUGCACCCAUCAAAAACCUGCGGGUUGGCAGUCACAUCACGGGCGGAGAUAUUUACGGCCUCGUGAAUGAAAACUCCCUCAUCAAACACAAGAUCAUGCUGCCUCCGCGGAACAGGGGCACUGUGACGUAUAUCGCCCCACCCGGGAACUACGAUGCUUCAGAUGUUGUGCUGGAGCUGGAAUUUGAGGGCAUGAAGGAGAAGUUCACGAUGGUCCAGGUGUGGCCCGUGCGGCAGGUCCGUCCCGUCACGGAGAAGCUGCCCGCCAAUCAUCCUCUCCUCACUGGCCAGAGAGUCCUAGAUGCGCUCUUUCCGUGUGUCCAAGGAGGUACGACAGCUAUCCCCGGAGCUUUUGGCUGUGGAAAGACUGUGAUUUCGCAGUCUCUGUCCAAGUACUCGAACAGCGACGUUAUCAUCUAUGUAGGCUGCGGGGAACGAGGAAACGAAAUGUCUGAAGUGCUUAGAGACUUCCCAGAGCUAACUAUGGAAGUCGACGGCAAAGUGGAGAGCAUCAUGAAGAGGACGGCUCUCGUCGCAAACACCUCCAACAUGCCUGUCGCUGCCAGGGAAGCCUCUAUCUACACUGGGAUUACCCUGUCUGAGUAUUUCCGGGACAUGGGUUACCAUGUCAGCAUGAUGGCAGAUUCCACAUCCCGAUGGGCAGAGGCCCUUAGAGAAAUUUCGGGGCGCCUUGCUGAAAUGCCUGCUGACAGUGGUUAUCCAGCCUACCUCGGUGCCCGGCUGGCUUCCUUCUACGAGCGGGCUGGCAGAGUGAAGUGUCUGGGGAACCCGGAGAGGGAAGGGAGCGUCAGCAUUGUUGGAGCUGUAUCUCCCCCUGGUGGUGACUUCUCUGACCCAGUUACCUCUGCUACGCUGGGUAUUGUUCAGGUGUUCUGGGGCUUGGACAAGAAGCUCGCUCAGCGUAAGCACUUUCCGUCCGUAAACUGGCUGAUCAGCUACAGCAAGUAUACGCGGGCUCUGGAUGAGUACUAUGACAAGCACUUCCCAGAGUUUGUCCCCCUGAGGACCAAAUCCAAGGAGAUCCUGCAGGAGGAGGAAGAUCUUGCGGAGAUUGUGCAGCUGGUGGGAAAGGCUUCUUUGGCAGAAACGGACAAGAUUACGCUGGAAGUCGCCAAGCUCAUUAAAGAUGACUUCCUGCAGCAGAACGGCUACUCACCAUACGACAGGUUCUGCCCAUUCUAUAAGACCGUGGGGAUACUGUCCAAUAUGAUUGCCUUCUACGAUAUGGCACGCCGAGCGGUUGAAACCACGGCCCAGAGCGACAACAAGAUCACCUGGUCCAUCAUCAGAGAGAACAUGAGCGAGAUCCUCUACCGACUCUCCUCUAUGAAAUUCAAGGACCCAGUGAAAGAUGGGGAGGCAAAAAUCAAAGCCGACUGCGCCCAGCUGUUUGAAGACAUGCAGAACGCAUUCCGUAGCCUGGAAGACUAGAGCCAUGACUCUUGCCUGGGGGCCC
Messenger RNA from Euleptes europaea (tarantolino), 1912 nucleotides. It is a transcript of the gene ATP6V1A, whose product is annotated as ATPase H+ transporting V1 subunit A. The record is from RefSeq and is a predicted model, not a curated record. Bases 34 to 1887 code for a protein of 617 amino acids. Gene Ontology annotation, molecular function: ATP hydrolysis activity; proton-transporting ATPase activity, rotational mechanism; ATP binding. The transcript is spliced from 15 exons. Lineage: Eukaryota; Metazoa; Chordata; Lepidosauria; Squamata; Sphaerodactylidae. Gene Ontology annotation, cellular component: lysosomal membrane; proton-transporting V-type ATPase, V1 domain. Gene Ontology annotation, biological process: ATP metabolic process; proton transmembrane transport.